AAGUGGUAUAACGUUGAGGCGUGAGCUGGUUAAGUAUCAACUCUUACUCUUAAAAUGGUUCCACAAUUGAUUUUUGACUUAGUUGUAUGUAUUCUCAUCGUCGCGGGCGAAGUAUACGAGCGUGAGCGUGAACGUCAACACGCUCUUUUAAGACUUGACCGUAGUUGCGAUCUCGGCUCCUGCUUUCCCGUCUCCGGGGACCUCCUCAUCGGUCGUGAAGAUCGCCUUUCUGCUACGUCUACGUGUGGAACCUACAAACCCGAAAGAUACUGUGAAAUUACAGAUUUGAGAAGGAAAACCUGCUUCUGGUGUGACUCCAGUGGCGACACCGUAAACAAUUUAAAAUUAAACCAUAGAAUACAUAACGUUAUUUACAAAUAUUCCGGAACGCGUGGCGAAUCGUGGUGGCAAUCCGAGAAUGGCAAAGAAAAUGUUUCCAUCCAGUUGGAUUUGGAAGCAGAAUUCCGUCUUAAUCAAUUAAUCAUGCAGUUCAAAACAUAUUUACCAAAGGCCAUGUUAGUAGAGAUGUCAACCGAUUUUGGGAAAACAUGGCGUGUAUAUCGUUAUUUUGCGUACAAUUGUACUGAAUCUUUCCCCGGAAUUCCGGAGAUAACAAUCUCUUUGAUGGAAGUUGCUUGCGAAUCGCUAUAUUCUGGAGUUAUCCCAUCAACUGACGGGAUUUUUAACCUUAGAUUUUUACCGCUAGGUGUCGGUCCGUAUUCCGAGGAAGCAAAGAUUUUUUUACGCACGACUAACCUUCGGAUCAACUUUACAAAACUUCACAGUUUUGCUUCAAAUGGCGAGAUAUUAUACAAUAGUGACAAUAGAGCGGCAAUUGGAGAUAACUACUACGCCAUUAAAAAAAUAACUGUUCUUGGUUCUUGUUUCUGUAAUGGACACGCAGCAAGAUGUAUACCGUUUUCCGGAAACGACUCAAAUGACAACAUGGUUUACGGUCGCUGCAAGUGCGCUCAUAAUACGCUCGGAAUAAAUUGCGAACUUUGUGAUGAUUUGUUCAAUGAUUUACCUUGGCAGCCAGCUGUUGCAAAGAAGACUAAUGCGUGUAAAAAGUGUCCCUGUAAUAAUAACGCUACAAAAUGCCAUUUUGAUCCCGAACUUUAUAAUAAAAGUGGAAAGUUACGUGGUGGUGUUUGUGAUGAUUGACAACAUAACACUACGGGUAUACAAUACAUCAUGAACGUUGCCGAAGGACAUUUUAUCAAGAUCCUCACUUAGACAUUCAAGAUCUUUAUUUA
Cydia amplana is the source of this 1256-nucleotide messenger RNA. Its product is annotated as laminin subunit beta-1-like. Gene Ontology annotation, cellular component: laminin trimer. Bases 55 to 1164 code for a protein of 369 amino acids. The transcript has a single exon. Lineage: Eukaryota; Metazoa; Arthropoda; Insecta; Lepidoptera; Tortricidae. Gene Ontology annotation, biological process: cell migration; tissue development; animal organ morphogenesis. The record is from RefSeq and is a predicted model, not a curated record.